This is a messenger RNA of Drosophila grimshawi, 539 nucleotides long. RefSeq lists its product as uncharacterized. Bases 47 to 403 code for a protein of 118 amino acids. The transcript has 2 exons. The record is from RefSeq and is a predicted model, not a curated record. NCBI's taxonomy places the organism in Eukaryota, Metazoa, Arthropoda, Insecta, Diptera, Drosophilidae. Gene Ontology annotation, biological process: sperm DNA condensation; spermatogenesis.
UAUAGUGUUUGCUGCCCCUGUUCUAUUAUUAUGGGUAUUCAUCAAAAUGAUCCAUCCUCCCAGAGCCUGUGACAUUUUGGAAGAGCCCCGCUUCAUUGCAACCUUAUCCUAUUUAAAUUUUCUUCGCUACCUAAAGCGCAGACAUCCACGUUUAGGACUUCGUCGCCUUCUUCAAGAGGCAGCCGCCCAAUGGAAUACGCUGACCAUUGGAAAGAAAAAUCUUUUUCAAAAGCAGCGCAUCUUGGCAAGAAUUGCCCGCUUUUCAACAGUUCGACGUCGGCUUGUGAUGCAACAUAACAAGAGGGGACCACGUCGGCAGUGUUUAGUUGAAGACGCUGAAUCUAGGCAAUAUACCCGCAUAAAAAAACCAAUUGGUAAAAAAAAAUGGUACUUACCUAUAUAAGUUAUUCUUAAUUGCUAAAAGUUUAAAACAAAUCCAAUGUUCUAAACUAGUUGUUGUUAACACAAAAACAAAAACCUGUUUAAAGAAAGAUUAUCAACGAUCUUGACCGUUAUACAUUCACAUUUCGUUUUAAUCA